Physcomitrium patens is the source of this 1364-nucleotide messenger RNA. RefSeq lists its product as uncharacterized. The record is from RefSeq and is a predicted model, not a curated record. Gene Ontology annotation, biological process: response to water. NCBI's taxonomy places the organism in Eukaryota, Viridiplantae, Streptophyta, Bryopsida, Funariales, Funariaceae.
UUCUCCUCUCCUUCUACACCAUCGACAGAACCAUAUCCACUCGAUUCAUGGCAGCUUUUGACGACCAUCCCUAGUUCCGAUCACGCACGCACACCGGCUUUGCCACGCAUACCGACUUGAUUGCAGUCACAGCGCUUGCCGCGACGCCAAUCCGUUCCCUUGUACCGCAUCCUGACAUUUGUCCAUUCGUGUUUUUGUUUUUUGGGUUUUGAGUUUUGAUCGAGAUGGCCGCCCAGUACACCCAGGAUCAGUCGACUGAGUUCCGUCCCGAGCUGGAUGAGCCCAGGAGGACGACGACGACGACCACAUCCACGACCGGGAGUGGUCUGGAGAAUGAGAACUUCGGUGGGUAUGGCGGCGUGAGUGAGAACGAGCCCCCGCGCCACAAGAUCCACUCCGAGGAUGAGCCCCUGCCUAAGCCCAUGAGCGGAACGUACUUGGAUGAGGAGGGUGCCAAGUUGGACCAGGACUCUGAUCGGUCUGGGUUAGGGGCGUCAGAUCUCGGCAGGGAUGAGCACAUCAUGCCCAAGCCCACUAGUGAGGGUUAUCCUGCAGGAACUCCACAGAGCACCGAGAAGUACCAGGAGCAUCGAGACUUGGAGCCCACCCGCUUAGAUGAGAGUCCGAAGACAGAGGAGUUCGGUGCUGCGAACGCUAGCACAGGAGAUUUUGACCGCACCUCUAGCGAUGGGCUCCGAACUGACAAAACCCCGGCUUCGGAACCAAGGGGAUUCAGAAGUGAGGACACCGCUCCCACAUCUGGAGGAUAUGCCGAUCCCACUUCUGCAUUUCCUGGUGCACCCAUUGACAGAAGAGUGGAGGAGCCCGGCUACGGCUAUGAUCAACAAACGUCCGAACCUACGAGCUUGGAAUCCGGAACACAGCACAGUCCCAAGAAAGAAGGCUUCAUGACCAAGCUGAAGGAGAAGCUGCCCGGGCACCACAAAACGCCUGAGAGCGGUGUUGAGCACCAGGGUGCUGGUGUGGAACACGACACCACCGAUGCCCCGCCCAAGAAGGGCCUCAUGACCAAGAUCAAGGAAAAGCUCCCCGGUCACCACUCCACUGCUCCAGCCUCCACCACCACUGAUGUGUAAAUUCGAGCAGCAUCGUUCAGACAAUCAUUUGCUCCUGUCUAUUUGACUUAUAGAUUAUGUGUGUAUGCGGUUGUUUAUUUUGAGAUUUUUCAAUAAAAACGUUUCCAGUCUCGAUUAAAAUUUUAUUUAGCGGAUUGUAUCACCCCUGGAACUCUGAUCCUACGAAUUUUGAAGAGCCGUAGGCGGAAAACUGUGUAUGGACACUUACUGUGUUACGGAUGUGGGUUGCCAGCUGUACGCAAUAUUUUAUUUCCGAAUUUCGUGUAA